AAUAGUAACAAUCUCAGCAGUGGUUUAUAGCACCGUUUUCUUAUUGUUUUUGGUAACUGGAUUAAUUAGAGACAAUCAAAAUGAUGUGUUGUUGUGCUAUGUCUGAUGAUGACGAUGAUGUUGACUCUUUACAGACAAAACACCAGGACAACAUUCCAGUAAAUACACACAGCAAACAGGAGGUUACCUCAUCAUCAGCUACCAAGUCACAGCCAGAGGGAUUUCAUAACAAUUUAAAACAGCCAGAAGAGAAAGUAAAAGUAGAUCCUAGACAGGAAGUAGGUCAGCUAGAGGAAGUUCAGCUACAAAAGGAAGUAUCCCCUCUACAGACUGUACCUGAACAAGGUGAAAAUCUACAAGAACAGGAAGUGCAGACGGAGAAGGAAGAGUUCGGAAUCAUGUCUUCUACAGAGUUACAGUCAGCUGUCAAUAGACUGGAGGCGGUGGCUACACGCCUGGAAACCCUGGCCCAGAAAUCCUCUGUAUCAGUGCCCAGUAAAUCCUCCUCUGGGGGUGAUGGAGGUGAAGUCACACCGAGUGUUAGUGCUUUCGAUGAAAUUAUGAAAAGCAAUGUUGACAAGUUUGUAGAACUUAGCAACAAAAUCCAAGGCGAUGUCAAGACAGCGGGAGAUAUCGUCCAGAGAGGGUUUAAGAACCUGAGGGAUUACAUAUAUGUAGCCUCCAGAAGCAAAAAACCCAGCGAGCCUGUGAUGGAAAAGCUGUUUGAUCCAGUUAAGAAAAACAUAGAAGAGGCAGUGACAUUUAAAGAUAACAACCGCCCAAGCAAGCAGUUCAAUCACUUGUCGGCCAUUGCUGAGUCACUCCCUGCCCUUUGCUGGGUCCGAGUGUCCCCAACUCCAGGUCCCUAUGUCAAAGACAUGCAGGAGGCUGGGCAGUUCUAUACAAACCGUGUUCUUAAGGAAUUCAAGGAUAAGGAUCAGACUCAUGUAGACUGGGUGAAGACCUGGAAUGACACUUUGAAUAAGACCAUGGCAUACAUCAAGGAGUUCCACACCACGGGGCUGAGCUGGAACCCACAGGGUGGAGAUGCCAGUGCAAUCAGUCCCUCGGCUGGUGGUGCCCCAGUCCCCCCACCCCCCGGACCACCCCCACCCCCUCCCCCACCGGCAGUCACGGCCCCACCUCCCUCCUCUGGGCCCUCUGAGGAUGAUGCUAGGGCAGCCUUAAUGGAUGCUCUGAACAAGGGAACAGACAUUACUGCAGGCUUACGACACGUGUCCGACAAAGAGAAGACUCACAAGAACCUCGCCCUCCGACGCACCAGUCAAGACGACGAUGGUCUGAAGAAGGUGACAGAUGACAUGAAGACCCACAAGAACCCCACCCUGCGUCAGGGACCCAAACCAUUCAAGGCGUCCGCUCCUCAGACCGCCCCCAAACCAGGAAAGCCAGCGGCCCCAGCCCCAGCACCAGCCAAAAAGAAUCCCCCAGUGUUUGAACUCCAGGACAAAAGAUGGGCCAUCGAAUACCAAGAGGGUAAUAAGAACUUGGAGGUCACAGAUACCAACCUUAAACAGACUGUGUAUGCCUUCAAAUGUAACAACUGUACCAUCAAAGUCAGCAACAAGCUAAACUCCAUCACACUGGACAGUUGUAAGAAGACCGCCAUUGUCUUUGAUGAUGUAGUAUCUUCUCUUGAGUUCAUUAAUUGCCAGAGUGUUCAAGGACAGGUAAUGGGUAAAGUUCCAACCAUAAGUAUCGAUAAAACUGAUGGGUGUCUGAUCUAUUUGAGCAAGGACUCCCUUGAUACUGAAAUAGUGACAGCAAAAUCCUCUGAGAUGAACAUUCUAGUACCUAAAGCCGAUGGAGACUUUACUGAAUUUGCUCUGCCAGAACAAUUCAAAACAACCUGGGAUGGCAAGAAGUUUGUCACAGUGCAGACAGAUAUAGUGUAGGAUAAUAGACACUGUAGGAUUAGGAAAGGGUUCUCGCACCAUUCCAUCACAUCACGGACCAUGCUUUACAUGAUGCCUGAAAUGACAUCCAACCAAUUGCUAGUAUUCAAUAUUUAAAAUUAGGGAAAAAGAGAUAAUUCAGUAUUUACUUGUUAAGAUUGAAAGUUUUGGGUUUCCAGAACUCUAUAAAUGAUAUGUUAUGAUAUAUGCAACUGAUUUUUUAAAUAUUUGAUUUGUAUCGACUUAUUAUUGAAUUGUAAACAUAUUUUGUUCAGUCUGCAUAAUGAUGCAGAAGACUUUGAAAUACUUAAGAUUAUUUUCAUUAUUUUUAAUAUGAAUUGUCUUUGUUUUGCUGUAAUAACAGUGAAUGUGAUUUGCUUAGGGGAUUUUCAGAAAGGAAUGAAUGUAUCGGUGCUCUGAAAAUUAUUUUUAAUUGUGUAAUGAACAAAUCAGAACUAACGGUGCUAUGAACUUGGAUAUUAUCAAAGUUAUUGUCUCAGAAUUUUGGCCUUUAUUAUAAAGGCAUGAAUUUUGAGAAAGCCAAAUGUGAAGAAAUUUUCGUUACAUAUCGACCAUUAUGAGUGUUAAGGCAAAUCCAUGUACAUUUAGUUUCAGCAAAUAUUUUAGUAAUAUCUUUCUUUUUUUUUUUAUUCUCAUGUAUGCUUACUCACAUCACUAAUAAACUCAUUAUAGGAUA
This is a messenger RNA of Saccostrea cuccullata (small rock oyster), 2613 nucleotides long. RefSeq names its product adenylyl cyclase-associated protein 1-like. The coding region runs from base 81 to 1916 and encodes 611 amino acids. Gene Ontology annotation, cellular component: cytoplasm. The transcript has 14 exons. Gene Ontology annotation, molecular function: adenylate cyclase binding; actin binding. The record is from RefSeq and is a predicted model, not a curated record. Lineage: Eukaryota; Metazoa; Mollusca; Bivalvia; Ostreida; Ostreidae. Gene Ontology annotation, biological process: cell morphogenesis; actin filament organization; cytoskeleton organization.